Messenger RNA from Brassica rapa (field mustard), 3965 nucleotides. RefSeq lists its product as uncharacterized. NCBI's taxonomy places the organism in Eukaryota, Viridiplantae, Streptophyta, Magnoliopsida, Brassicales, Brassicaceae. The record is from RefSeq and is a predicted model, not a curated record.
GUUGAGGGUUUAUUUCACAGGAUUUAAAGUUGAGGGUUUUUUUUACGAUUCAUCUUUAGUUGAGGGGUUUAAUUACUAAAAACCCUUAAAAUUUUCCUUUUGUGUACAAACUUCACAUAUUGUCCAUAAAAUAAUACAUAAACUUCUCUAAUAACUUACAAAUAUUGCACGUAUGGUAGUGUGAACCGUAGAGAUCUAAGUUCGCGCCUUUUAACAAAUAUCUGAUACACGUUAAUUAAAGAUUAUCAAUGUCGCGGAUCCCUUGGCUAGAAAGAAAAUGAGAAAGUGAUGUGGUGAGGAUCCAUGGAAAUUUCAAAUUAUAGUAGUGAUUUAGAGUGGCAGGGGUGAUGAAUGUAAAUCCACAUACAUUUACAAAUAUCGAUAUUUUAUGAAAAUCGUAUUUUCAUUUUAUAGAAUAUUUUUAAAACAUUUAUGUAGAAAUUGUUGAUAAAAUUGUGUUAGAGCAAAUGGGCUGCGGACACAUGUGUGAACUAGUCUUGGCCAACUUGAUAGCAAUGUAUUUAUUUAUUUUCGUUAAUAAAGUGCUUUAAAAGCAGAAAGUCUUCUUCUCGAUUAAUAGUAGGGUACUCAUUUGUGGAAUCAUUUCUUCUCCAUAUAAAACUCCACAUCUUUGCAUCUCAGCAAAACUGCAAGGCAACAUACACACAUAUAUAUAUUCACGAACACACUGAUACAUUAUCUCUAUAGUUUUGAAGAAGAUGAGCUUCGAGGAGUUGAAGAAACAAGGGAGUGUGAUCCCCAAGAAGAGAGAGUUGGUGAAGACCAAAAUCUUCAAAUCCAUUCUCUCUUUCCUCCGUCGCUCCGUUACUAAACAAAUUUCUGAACAUUCCGGUGACGGCAAACGUGUGUACCCAACUCGCCCAUGAUCGGUUUUUUUUCAUGGAGUUGAAGAUAUUAUCGGUCAUGAUCUUAUAUGGGUUCUCCUCUGUUUUUCUAUUGUUAUGUUAUAAUAUUGCAAGUAGAAGGAAGCUUGAUAGAUUCUGUUUUUUAUUUGAGUUUUUAGUUUUUUUUGAAAGGGAGAUAUUUGAUCCUCAUUGUGUAAAACCCAUUUCAUAAAUGAUUAACGCGUUGUGAUUAAUUACCGCACUUGUCUUAAAAAAAAAAACUCUUGUAUUGUUAUCAUAUGAUGAAUUUUCAAAUAUAGUAUGCAAACGUGCUGCCUCGAAAUUAUUAAGGAAUUUGUGAUAGUGAUAGUAAACACAAAAAUAUAAAAAUAAAGAAGGAUGUGGAGACUGGGGACUGGACGGAGAGAUGUAUGCACUGCAUAUACUUAAAUAGCUAAACUUUCCUUAAGUUAUGUCCGUUAAAUAUAAAUUAGAUUAAACGUGCUGUAAAAAUUUAUUGAUGAAAUUCCAUACUACAAAAAAAAGAAAGAUAUAAAUCAGAUUAAAUGUACUACAAAAAAAAAAUAUUUCUUAUGUUCCACAAAGAUAGAUUUUUUUAGUGUUUUCACUAUUAAAAACACAUUAAAUCACUAUAACAAAUGUUUUCUGUAGUUUAUAAUUUUUAAUAAUUUUAACCAAUAGUAAUUCAAUUAAUUUUUUGAUAAUUCAAUAUUUUUUUUUAAGUUUAUAAAUUUUUCAAUAAAAAACACAAAAAAUUUAUCUUUAUGAAACAAUUUUUUUUCUCAAACAUCUAUUUUGUAGAACGUAGGAAGUAACUAUUUACUUCUGGAUAUUUUAUUUAAGUAACAGAUUUGUUUACGGCUUAGUGAUGCAAUGAAUCUAUGGUUUGGUACACGAUGAUUCUUUUUUUUUGUAGAACCAGAAAGUUCGAGCGUUCGGCCCUAAUCUUCCUAGGCGCGGAACUAGCCUUUGUUUGUACCUUUUAGCUUGGACCCUCUUCCCCGUCCAAGACUCAAAAAUUCAAAAAUAAGUCAGACAAAGGACACAUUCAUUGUAAAGAUGUUUUUUUCUUUAUACCAAUAAAUUUAACAUACAUUAAAAAUAAAAUAUAAUAACUAUGAUUAAAGAAGAAAGCAAACAAAUCCGUUGCUUAAAUAAAAAAAAUAUCAAGGAGUAAUUUUUUUUGUUCUGUUAAUGGGAUUGAAAAAUGUUUGUAAAACAAAUCAUUUUAGGGGAUAAAAUCAAUGUUUCCAGUUCAUAUGUGUUAAUGCAUAUUUACGUGUAUCUUAAGGCACCCAAACUCCAUUAAUGAUGUGAAAAUAAGACAUGAAGAUGUAAAUCACACGAUUUAAAUAUAACGGUAAGAUGUGGCCCUUGUGGGUCAACCCGACUUUGUGUGAUAUAUAUACGGGAUAACAUCGGAGUUUUCAGUUCAUAUGCUGAAUGGUUAUCUUCGAUGUGAGUUAUGAAAUGGAUUUAUCAUUGAUGACGACGGAUUUAAGGUUUGAACAUACAGAGAUCCCUUAUUCACAUAAUUUCCGUGAUUAUAAAUGAUGUUUAGGCUUUCAAUGAUGUCUAAUGCAGUGAUGUAGAUAGAUGUUUUGAUAUAUUUGACAAACCCGUUUAAACGCUUUAGGAACUCGAUAAAUGGGCCUGGGCCUCCAUAACUGUUAACACUAACGGCUUCAUACUCGAAAGACCCGCCAACUAAAAUUCAAAACUUACCUCACUUUUUCUCUCUUCCACUUUUUUCCUUCCUUAAAUCCCUUUUUACGACAUGCUUCACAAAAAAGUCUACAAAAGACACAUUACAUAUAUACACAAUAUACAUCUCCAUCUCUCGUUUAAACAAAUACAUUUUAUUUUUCUUCUUUCUCUGCAGAUAUUUUGAAAAUUCAAACUCACACCAAGAAAUGGGUUGUUGCAUCAGCAAAUUCUCUCCAAAGACAGAAGAUUUCAAGCAAGUAGAAGAACCUCAAGAGAAGUACUGUUAUGCGCCAGAGAAGCUGUUCAUGUCUCGUUGUCCAAGUCGAGUAUCUCCACUUCUUGUUCCCGACAAGAACCGGUUUAACCCCAUUCCUGUCCCGGAUAAGUUUAUCCACAUCUCGAACAAACUUCCUCCUCCGUCUCCUCAUGUAAAGCUGGCAUCUUUCUCUCCAAACGUCCAGCCUUCCACCACAAGCAACUCUUCUCUGACCUCAUCAAGCUCGUCGCUUUCUACGGCCUCUUCAAUCUCGGUGUCAAAGGAGAGAUCUUUCUCUAACGACUUCUUGCGUGCUUGUUACCAAGAGAAUUCACAUGUUGCUCGGAUCAGUUCCUUACGAGAAUCUUCUCUUUCUCUGAAAAACGGGCAUCCUAACCGGUCUAAUUCCCCGGUUAAGCCAAACCGGUAUUCAACAACGCCAAACAGAGCUAAUGCAACCCCGGAAAGAGGAACGUAUGGUUCUAAGAGAACCCGAGAGCCAUCUCCUAACCACCGUGCGUUGACCCGACAAAAGAGCUUUCGUAAAGAUCAAGAAAGUGUUAUCAUGUCUUCAUCAAGUUCUUCUUUAACCAAGGGAAAGUUCUUCAAGUCACCAUCUCCAAGCAGGAGAUUUGAAAGAUCUUCGCCAUCUCCAAGCAGGAGAUUCGCUAUGGCAGAGGGAGACUUGAAGGUGACUUCACUCUCUACUAGUUUGAGGAAAGAUAGCUUAGAUCUCUCUCGUCUCAAGACUUUUCCUAAGAACAACAUAUCAUCGACUCGGAUUCAUCGUAUAAGUUCUAAGAUCAACACAACCACUAUCAAGGAAGUAGUCGAAAGCGACAAGGAACCGGUUGUUCCAAUGCUUGAAGAGAUCGGUAACCCCAUGAUUGAUUUGGAUUGCUUCAUCUUUCUGUAAGGAUUCAGUUUUUUUCUUGUUGAAGAUGUGUUUGCGUGCAUAGUACAGAUAGGUUCUGUAUUUGUAUAACUCUGUUUUUUUUUUUUAACUUAAGGAUUGUGAUGAUCAACUAGAUCAAAAGUCUCAUACUUUACUUUUUUGUUUGUUUGUUUUGAAAUCUACUUACUUUGUAUGGAUUUGAAAUAGUUUGGAAUGAAUACAGCUAAAGGAGCUUAUUAUU